GCCCAGAGCGGGUGCGCGGCGGGAGCGCGGAGGGGGCGGCCGCCGCCAGCGCCGCCGCCGCGCAGGAGCAGGAGGAGGAGAAAGGGUGCGCAGCCCGGAGGCGGGGUGCGCCGGUGGGGUGCAGCGGAAGAGGGGGUCCAGGGGGGAGAACUUCGUAGCAGUCAUCCUUUUUAGGAAAAGAGGGAAAAAAUAAAACCCUCCCCCACCGCCGCCUUCUCCCCACCCCGCCGCCGCACCACACACAGCGCGGGCUUCUCGCGCUCGGCACCGGCGGGCCGGGCGCGUCCUGCCUUCAUUUAUCAAGCAGCUUUUCGGAAAAUGCAUUUGCUGGUCGGAGUUUAAUCCGAAGAGGAUUCCUGCCCCCGUGCCCGGCUCGUCCACCGGCCCCCCGUCCCUGUCCGUCUCCCGUGGAGGCGUGAAGCGGUCCCGCGGAUAGAGAUCCAUGUCUGUGCCCGCGCGUGUGUGUGCGUGUGUAAAUCGCCGAGAGGGCGAAAAUCGCAGGACUUCUGCCAGUGCCGGACUGAAAAUUGUAAUUCAUCUGCCGCCGCCGCUGCCUUUUUUUUCUCGUGCUCUUGAGCUCUCCGGUCGGGAUUCCUGCGGAUUGACAUUUCUGUGAAGGAGCAGUCUGGGCAUCAAACUGGAAAUUCUCCUCAUUUGUCCCCACCGCACCCCACCCCCGACUCCUGAUUCAUUUGGAAGUUUCAGAGCAGCUAUACCUGGAGAGUUCUGGAGAUCGAUGGAAUCUUUGCCUUACGCAUUUGUUUUGUUUUCACAAAAAAGGAAACUUGACAGAGGAGCAUGCUGUCCUUAAAACAUACAAGUAAGUUCUUUGCACAGGAAAUGGGUUUAAUGUAACUUUCAAUGGAACACCUUUGAGAUUUUAACUUUAAGUGCGUUCGAGUGAGUUGAAUUUCCAGGCAGUUUAAUACAUUCUUUUCAGCCGUGUAACUUGCAGUGUAUGCCCGGCUUCCACCCAGUGUUUAAAAGGAAAGUGCACCUGAUUUUGACUUAGUUUUGAGUUGUUGUUGUUGUUUUUUUUAACCUUUCAGCACCACAGAGGAAGUAGACUGAUAUUAACAAUAAUUAAUAAUAAUGUGCCUCAUGCAAUAAAGAUCCGAAAGGAAUUUAAGUAAAAAUUUCCUGCAUCUCGUGCCAAGAGGGAAACACCAGAAUCAAGUGUUCCGCGUGACUGAAGACACCCCCUCAUCCAAGAAUGCGAAGCACAUCCAAUAAAAUAGCUGGAUUAUAACUCUUCUUUCUUUCGGGGCCGUGGGGCGGGAGCAGGGGCGAGAGGUGCUGUUGGUCCCCGGCUGCUUUUCCUCGGGGGCAGGAUGGCGCACGCUGGGAGAACAGGGUAUGAUAACCGGGAGAUAGUCAUGAAGUACAUCCACUAUAAGCUGUCGCAGAGGGGCUACGAGUGGGAUGCCGGGGACGCGGGCGCCGCGCCCCCGGGGGCCGCCCCCGCGCCGGGCAUCUUCUCCUCCCAGCCCGGGCGCACCCCUGCGCCCGCCAGGACCUCCCCGCCGCCGCCCCCGGUCGCCCCCGCCGCCGCCGCCGCCGCCGCCGCCGCGGGCCCUGCGCUCAGCCCCGUGCCACCUGUGGUCCACCUGACCCUGCGCCAGGCCGGCGAUGACUUCUCCCGUCGCUACCGCCGCGACUUCGCGGAGAUGUCCAGCCAGCUGCACCUGACACCCUUUACCGCAAGGGGACGCUUUGCCACGGUGGUGGAGGAGCUCUUCAGGGAUGGAGUGAACUGGGGGAGGAUUGUGGCCUUCUUUGAGUUCGGUGGGGUCAUGUGUGUGGAGAGCGUCAACCGAGAGAUGUCGCCCCUGGUGGACAACAUCGCCCUGUGGAUGACUGAGUACCUGAACCGGCACCUGCACACCUGGAUCCAAGACAACGGAGGCUGGUGACCAUCUGUGCGUUAUGUUGCCAUUGCCAGACCCUCUUCAAGUGGCUUAUCUGUGAGUGAAUUCAGAAACUUCAAAUUAUAAAGGACACCCAGAUAAUUGGCCUGUUCUCCAAAGUAUCCGUCCCCUGUGUUGCUGCCAGAUUCCUUCUUAAUGAAUACAUCCAGUGACAGUGGGAUUCUCGAGCCGGUCCGUAUCCGUGAGAAAAUGAGCUUCCCUGCUUUGUAACAGCUUGUGGCUCCGGGGGGAAAAAAAAUGGCAGCCAUUGCACAAAGUUUCCUUUGAAUGUAGUUUUCUUUCCCAUAAAUGAUACUUUGAGAAUACACUUAAGGGGUUAUUAGUUUUCUAUUUCAUGCUUGGCCUGUGUGUGAGAAUAACACAAGCUGUCGCUGCAAAUCAGUAGCUAAACACGCUUUGUCUGGUUAAUGUGAGCAUUUAAUAUUUGGCUCAAUUAAAAAUUAACUGAUUAAAGCGCAUGUCAAAUGGAAAUUGAAAAUACCUUUGUAAGGAAUAUUGAAAGGGCGUGACCGAUGAGGAAAUUCGUGGUUUUAAAAUGUGGAGACUUUGGGGGCGCCUGGGUGGCUCAGUCGGUUAAGCAUCUGACUUCGGCUCAGGUCGUGAUCUCGCGGUCCGUGGGGUCGAGCCCCGCGUCGGGCUCUGUGCUGACUGCUCGGAGCCUGGAGCCUGCUUCGGAUUCUGUGUCUCCCUCUCUCUCUGUCCCUUCCCCCUUUUGUUCUCUCUCUCUUUUCUCUCAGAAACGGGUAGAUGAACAUUUUUUUUGAAAAAAUGUGGAGACUUUGGGGAAAUGUAAUAUGAGUUGAGACGCUAGACUCUUCCUUCAGGCCUCUCUACCUGUUGGGCUCGCCCUGAUACUGAAGGAUGUCCCCCGUUUUGUUAUGAAGGACCCAGCUGCGCCUCUGUGUUUUCUAGGGAAUAACUGUGCCGUUUUGUUUUGUUUUGUGCUGGAUCAUACGAUGAAAGCAGACAGAGUAGGAGAUCGGUUAUUCAUUAGUCCCACGCGUUUUUGUUUUUUUUUUUAACUGAGCACAUGCUGUAGGCUAGGCCCUGGGGAUGUGGGAGGUGGGCACCAGAUAGACCCGGCUCACGGUCUGCGGGGUGGAGAUCAUUACGCAGCGACUGCAGUGGAGCCUGGGUAGAGCGAGGAGGGAAGAAAGCCAACCACAGGAGGGGCAUGUACUGGAAUCAGGGGAGUCUUCCCAGGAAAGGGGGCUGAAGCCUGAAGGAUGAGUGAGACGUAACCUAGAGACGUGGGCAGGAGGAGCCACGUGUGGCCCGCAGACAGAAGGUGUAGAACAAAGGCCAGAGGCCUGAGAGCUGCUGAGCUGCGGGAACCGAGGAGUCCAGCCUGGCUGGAGACAGGAGAGCAAGUGGACAGAUCAGAAAGGCUACACGGGAGAUGUGCCACCGUGGGGGGGUUUAUUCUAGAAAGAGCGUGCCGUUAAUGAGACUGGGGAGAGAUGAGGGACAGGGAGGAGGCUAGCUCAGUCAUUGGGCAAGAGACCGUGUGCCUGACCUAGAGGAGCAGUAGUGGCGACAGCAAGAAAUUGAGGGCGCUGAGCAAUGGUCAGGACUGGAAUGGAGAGAUUUUUGGGAAGAUGUAGUGAUGGACAACGCUUCAGAACCUGGCUCAUUUCUUCUUCAGGGACAGCGCUCUUUUUCCAUAAUCGUUUCGAAAAGAGUACGGUCCUUUUUAUAGUCAUCAUAUAUAUACAUACAUAUAUAUAUAAUAUAUAUACAUAUAAAUAUAUGUAUACAUAUAUACAUAAAAAGACAUAUAUAUAUAUAUAUAUGGUCUAUAAAAAGGACCAUACAUAUAUACGUAUUUUUUUUUCUUAUUUCCCAUUCUUUUAAAUUAACACUGCCUGGUUGAAAAUGUCAUUUUGUUAGAAUUCACACGGUAAUCAUUAACAACCAACAGACGUGUGCUUGAGGAAGGAAUUCAGUCACACAAGGCAGUUCUCAUAGAAAUUUCCUCCACGUGAAAACAUGGCAACAGUGGGACCUCACCCGGACAGAGGAUGUUUGAAAGUUUCAAAGGAGCUCCGUGUCUGGUGGCCCACGUGGUCUUUUUGACAACCCCAGGCAUGGCAGAUACCAUACUCCCUCUUCUCUUCUGCCUGGCUCUUCCCACACCCUGUUUGUCCCGUGUUUAUUCCCGUGCGAAGAGAGAACUGCCGGGCAGAGCUGCUGGACAGCCAGCAAGCGCAGGGGAACUGGAAUUUAUCCCCAGACUCGGAGCCCAGCGAAGCUUCCUCGACCCCGGGCUGCUUCUCAGGGUCCGUUUUGGCACGGACACCAGACUCUUCCACAGAAAUGUAACCAAGUAUAUCCAGUUUUGAUAAAUCGUAUCCUCUACUGCUUUUCAUCUCAAAAACCGUCAGGAUAACUCACAUGUGGUCUUUUAGGGUAUUUCCUCUCCUUCGAUUUAGCUUUUGAAGGGUAUUUCAUGCUGAUGGCGGGGGGUGGGGGGGUGGGCAUCGAACCUCUUGCCAUGUGAUGCCCACACGUUUGCUCAAGACCCCACGGCUGUGCUUGUGAGCUGGGCGGGCUUGAGCGUGUAACUCCUCUAGGGAGACGGUAGCAUGAGGGACGGGAGAGUUCUCUAAACUCCUCGAGGGUUCUGGAAGACAGCAGGGCAGGUGGGAUUAUAGGUGCUCAUUUUGACUGGCGUCUCAGUAGCAGUCCACGUUUUUAUUUACUUUUAAACGUUUCUCUUCGGGUAAGCAACAGAAACUUGAGGACCCGGGUGCUUCUUGAAUUUAAAAAAUGGUGGAGGCUUCAUCCGUAGGAUUCCCAUAGUGUCUAAAGGGCAUGUGGCUGUGUUCGUUCAACCUCAUUUAUUCAACACCCACGGAGAAGAGCACGGAGGCUGUCACAGAAAGCGUGGCAGUCCAGAACCGUCUCUCAUACCUCUCAUGGACCCAACAUGGUGGGGAAGUUAGAAUAGUAAAUCUGCAAAUGAUUAACAAUAUAAGGACUACAAUGUAACCGAAAUGGGACAAAAUGAUACAGCGGUGUCUAUGGGGCUUACUGACUCUUGGAGGACUUCUGAGGGUCGUCUAGUCAUAUUGCACAUUAGACAGAGGAGAGCAAAUGGCUUUUGUUUUUAAAGCUUAACAGCUGAAAACAUAAUGCUCUACCUUAAAAUUAAUGUGUAUAUUAGUAUAAUACAGCCUGUAUGUCAGUUUAAGAUGGGUUACCAUACACAAUAUAGAACUAAAGACGACUUCCAUUUUUGGCUAAAAUGUUUGGACCAUUUUUCCCCCUUACCUACCCCUUCUGAUCUUUUCAUUUUCCCCAUUUCCUUUUAGUUUCACCUUGGCCAAUGGCCCCAGUCACUGAAAGUCAGGAGGAAGCAUGGAAUUUAGUGAACCCCAACAUGUGCCACACUCUGGGCUUACUGCUUCUAUGAAUAGGAGAUGAUCUAACCCUCACAACCCCUUCUCAGGGUAGGAAGUAGAAUUAUAGAUUGAGGAAUCAAAGGUUCUGUUUAAUCAAGGAGUUUUGCCUCUUAAGAGACAAAACCAGAUUCUUUUUUAGGCACUCCAAGUGGUAAUGGAUGUCCUCUAAAACUUAAUUUUUUUUUAAAUGUAAAACAGAGCCCUAUUAAAAAGUAACAAUUUGAUGCAUGUGACUUUUUCGUUUCUUUUGUGUUUCCUUGGGAAGCCAAUUAGUCAUCUUUAUUUUAGUAACUAGGAGGUGAAAUCUUCCAUAAAGGGGACUUUUAAAAGUUCUUUCAUAGCUGGAAAAAAAAAGAGAGAGAGAGAGAGAGAGAGAGAGAGAGAGAGAGAGAGAAACAUUUUGUUUCUGUCUCUCUUCUCUUUGGCUCCAACAGUCUGUGUAAAUAGCCUUUGAAAAACAAGUAGUAAUCGCUGUUUCGUAGGAAGACAAGACACCUGAUUCAGAAGCCGUCCCAGGGGUCUGCAUGUUUUUGUUGGAAUGACAGAUCCAUCGUGCUUUCCUGGUUCCAGAGAAAUGACCUCACUGUCCAAUUGUAACCUGCCUGAUGCCGUAAUCAAAAGGUGGGGGAAAGUCUGCGGUUUUACCUCCGGUGUGAUCCUCAGCCCUUCGCUGUCUUAUUUUAGGCAUGACCUUAGUGUUUUUUUCCAGAGUCCAGAGGUGAAAUGACAUGUUACUCAAGCUUACAAGAGGAUGAUGUAUCUUUUUUUAUGUAUAUAUUUAGCUGUAAAUUUUAUUCUACUCAUAAACAAAUCCACUUUCAGCAACCACGGUGUAUCAAGGGAGAGUUAUUUCCAUCCCUUGGUUUAAUUUGGAUACAUUUGACCUAGAACAGCACAGUGUUUCCACAAUAACAUUUGAACAGGAUGCUGCAGUGCUGGUUUGCAGGGCUCAGGGAGUGUCAGCAUGGGCCAGGAAACUACUUUCUUAAAAGAAACUUAAACACUAAGUUCUGACAAGAUAGGAAACUCUUACUAGGCUCCUUAGUAAACCUAUCUCUUUUUUUUUUUCUUGCUUUU
Molecule: messenger RNA, 6409 nt
Organism: Felis catus (domestic cat)
Lineage: Eukaryota; Metazoa; Chordata; Mammalia; Carnivora; Felidae
Gene: BCL2
Product: BCL2 apoptosis regulator
Exons: 2
Coding region: 1332-1913 (193 amino acids)
Biological process (GO): negative regulation of intrinsic apoptotic signaling pathway; intrinsic apoptotic signaling pathway in response to DNA damage; extrinsic apoptotic signaling pathway in absence of ligand
Cellular component (GO): mitochondrial outer membrane
Molecular function (GO): protein heterodimerization activity; protein homodimerization activity
Source: RefSeq, a predicted model, not a curated record